AUGAAAAUCAAAAUUAUAAAUUACAAAUAUCACAAUUUCGUUCAAAUAUCACAAUUUCGUUCAAAUAUAUCAACAGCUGGUGAUUCACUUUCGUCAUUAUGGGAUAAUACUAAUGGAAUAUCAUUUUCUACAUAUGAUCGUGAUAAUGAUAAUUUAUUUUAUGAUAAUUGUGCAUUAACUUAUCAUGGUGCAUGGUGGUUUACAAAUUGUUUUCAAUCACAUCUUAAUGGUGCUUAUAUACGAUCACCACUUGCUUUACAAAAUACUCCAAGAAAUGGUUUACAUUGGAAUACAUAUCAAUUAUAUCAUUCAAUGAAACAAACAACAAUGCGUAUUCGAAGACAAAGUACAUAUUAA
Messenger RNA from Rotaria sordida, 357 nucleotides. NCBI's taxonomy places the organism in Eukaryota, Metazoa, Rotifera, Eurotatoria, Philodinida, Philodinidae. The record is from the annotation of a GenBank genome assembly.